Molecule: messenger RNA, 3313 nt
Organism: Plodia interpunctella (Indianmeal moth)
Lineage: Eukaryota; Metazoa; Arthropoda; Insecta; Lepidoptera; Pyralidae
Exons: 8
Coding region: 30-2828 (932 amino acids)
Source: RefSeq, a predicted model, not a curated record
UCGAUUCAGACGCACUACUAAAUCUCGAAAUGAUGUUUACAAAUAAAGAAGCACAACUCCGAUUACAAUUCAAAUACAUUGCAAAUACCAUUAAUUACCCAUUCAUUGACUUCCAAACCUCCAAUGACACACCAGCUCUAGUGAUGUCAAAAACAUCGAUAUUCCUCCAAGUUUUUGUAUCGACAAUUAUUUCGGUGAAAUCGGAAUAUGUGAGGCAUAGGGAUAACAUUUUAAACAAAGGUGUAUGGAUAAAAGCUGAUAACGACAAAGUAUUCGAGAAAUCGGGUUUCUCAGAUUUCAUCUUCAAGCCAGCAUCGGUUAACGUUGAUGAUUUGUUUGAAGACGAUUUUUACUCAUUUCACGGCGGUCGCCAGCAGGAUAAUCCGUUUUCUACGAACUAUCUUGACAGGACGAAACGGUCCCCGGACUUAUUCGAAGAUGGAUUUCGAGAAAGUCUAAGCGGUUGCAAUGGCAAAGAUUGCGAUCCGAAACACUCCCCUAAUAACAAACCAAUAAUAAAAUCUAAAUUUACACCAACACACAGAAAUUCUGAAUCAUUUUACCCUUACGAUGUAGCUGUAUUGCUGAGCAAAGCAAAGAACAACAAUAAGAUUAUGCUCGAAGAAGUAUUCGACAAAUCUACAGAACUAAACGGCAUAGACGAAACAGAAUAUAUAUCGAAUGAAACCAAUCACUCGAAUAGAACGUUUGAUUUCAUCAUGGCAAAUGAAAUUUUAGACGAUAACGCUAAUAACAAUUCAUCUGUGCCACCGAAACGUAGCAUGAAUAAAAAUUACGAAUCGGAACUCAUUAAAAAGAUCGAGAUAGUGGAAGGUUUCAAUGAUUCACAGAAAUAUGACAGAAAUAUAUUUGAUGAUAAAAUAAGAAGUUGGCCUGUAAGUGUACCGGGACCUGACGUGAAUGUUUAUAAAGUUAUACCAAAAUCUGAAGAACACACAAUCGUUUCCGAAAAGAGUUUGCUCAAACUACUGUCGAUACUGACCAAAACAUUCAAAAAGAUAAUGAAACAGCAUUUAGAAAUAAAAAGGAUACACAGUGAAAUGUUCGCAGGAAAAGAAGAUAUAGAUAAGAGUGUGACACUUUUAAUUACUAAGUUCAAUGAUUUUGAAACUAGAUACACAGACUUAAAAGAUUACCAUGAAAAAAUACAAGAAAUACAAAAGAAAUUGGAAUCCAAAGAGGAAUAUUUUAAAAAUAAAGAAACAGAAAUGUCCAACAAUCUCGCGGACUUUGAAAAUCAACAAAAGAAAUUCUUGACUCAGCAACGUCAGUUUUAUAACAUACAAAAAUUGAUGCUCGCACAAAAUGAAAAGAUUAAUGCUAAGCAAAGUAUGAUAGCUAAAACUCAGAAUGAAAUAUCUCGGAGACAGAACAAUUUCGCUAGAAUUUUAAAGAAAGCAAAACAACUAUUUACAGAUAAAAAACCUUCUAAACCAAAAUCACAGGAUAAAAUUACUAAUACUAGCGAAGCUGAUGUCAGUGUAGUCGCUCAAACUACGACUGCAAAGCCCGAUCUAACAGAAUCUGUAAAAAUAGAUUUGUUCUCCAUACCAUCUAUGGAUUCUAUUCGUCUCCUAAAUCAAGAUCAAAUGAUUCUAAAAGAAAAAGACGAACAUCCAGUUGAUGAUCUAGUCUAUAAGUAUUAUUUUAACAAUACAUUCAUAGACAACUUAAUGAAAAAUCAAAUAAUGUCUGGAACUUUACAUGGAAACAGAUUCAUGACUCGAAAUGCAAAAGCAAAAAGAAAUGGCGGUAAGAAAAUUAAGUCAACUGUUUUAAUACCUAUCGAUAAUAACGCUUUAGAUACCAAAGUAGCUGAAACAAAUGGUAAUAAAAACAGUAGAGCCAAGAGAUGGAUACGUCAUCAUUCGAAAGGAAAAUCUAGAAGGAGACACCGCAAAAUGACAACAGAAUAUGAAAUGAAAGAUGAGAAAAAAUCUCACCCGAACGCAAAUUUAAUAGAGUACAGUACAGAAAAGAUUAAAGCAACGACAACUGUUAUACCCAAUAAAAACGUGCCGGAAAAAGCAGCACAAGCUAAUAUAAUAAAGACAUUCAAGACACUGGACAAAUUGGCGGAGUCUGUCGAGAGACAUUUGAAUCCGUUCACGACUAUGGCGGCGAAUUUUUGCAACCAAAUAGGUCAGAAUGGUAACCCGCAAAUGUUAAGCUGGUGCAUAGAGAAAGUUUUAAGAAAACUGCAAAAUAUUGAAAACAUACCCGUAGCAGCGACUAUACAGCGGUCGCCAUCAACAUCUGUUCCCACAUCUAAAGAUCAUCAGCAGACAAUCCAACAGACUGUGACAACUCCGGUUACAAAUAUACCCAAACACCAACAACCAACAACUCCAACCACUAUUACAAACAAACCUACAGACGCCACACAAACUCCAAUAGCAGCAAACCUUGGGACUGUAUAUUUCUUCUCACCAGUGACACUUUCUCCUUCCACGCCGUCUCAAAUGGUGACACAAGUGAACACCGAAGUUCCCAAAACAACAGCCACAAGCGAAACAACAUCAACAACUUCAGCAUUCUUCCCAGAUAAUGACGAAUUAGAAUCUAACCUCAAACAGUUCGAACUAACAACUGACGAUGAGGGAACAGUGUUUUAUGACGGUAGCUUGCACGCUAGUGAUGUACUUGGUCGUGGAGACAGCGAUGGUUUCUCAGACAUGAUGCCUGGUCUCGACAGCAAUUCUAGGAUAGCAAUCGAUCCCUUGAACUACGACCUGCGAUCUAUAAGGCGGGCUUCAUUUAGAAGGGUGAAAGACAACACGAAGCUAAAGAAGAAGGGAAUCGUAUAAUAUUGACUCAGUUAGAAAAUAAGCGUCAUAAGUAAUAUACAUUUCAAAUUUAAAAACAAACUCGGAACUUUUUGGUUCUUAAAAUAAAUUAUCCACGUAUGCAAUUUCGAUUACGUAAUUUUUUAUUUUAUUAAAUUUGUCGAAAGUUACAGGAAUCAUCGAUUAUUUUAUUUAGCAGUCAAAUAGUUUUGCCUACUAAGUUUCAUUAAAAACAAUGUUUACAUUUAUACCAAAAUUUUGUCUUUCAGAAACUUUACUCUUUAUUUUAAAUAAUUAUUAAGAUCUCAGAAUUGACAUAUGAAUAUCCCGAUAAAUAUGUGAAGCUUUAGACUGUUUUUAUAUUAUUAUGAAAUCACAAAACUAUUAUUAAAAAAUGAUAUUUAGACAUUUAGUUGUAGAAAAUUAAGAUAUAUUUAAGGUAAUUUAAGUUUAUUGAACAAAAACGUAAUUUUGUCAUUGUAAACUUACACAAUCGAACGUAAUAA